AAAGAUUGUGUCAGCAUGCUCUGGGUUUGGCUGAGAAGGAAAUGACUGAGCCUGUAAUACUGUCUGUGCUAAUGGGUAUAGAGAGGGUUCCAACUACCAGGCUGGUUUCUAACCUUUCCACACUAAUCACUCCCAUGCUCCUUCCUCCAGGUACCUGGUUCUCAAAAGGCUUUCUACCUACCCAUUGGUACACGUUUAUUUUCUCUCUCUGGUCCUGGAACAAAAACAAAUUCAGUGCAUGUGAGGCAGCUCCAGCAGCGGAACUCUAAAGACGCAAGCCUUUGUUCUACUACGGACUCGUUUACGUGGUGCGCACUACGUUACUAUGGAAACCGGGGCGUGCAUGAGGAGAAGUUUGAUGGAUGGGCUGUCAGAAGACAGAGAAAGUAUAGAUUAUGAAGAACAUAUAGUACAGAAUUCAUCACCCAGAAGAGAAUUGGGACAUGACUAUUCCAGUGAAUCGUUUGAAUCCCUUACUGAUUCAUCCAGUGAGAAAGAUGAAAGCGAACCAUUUAAAUCAUACUCCUCAGAACAAGGAUCUAACAGUGCUACCGUAUCAUCAGAGCAUGGAUCUGGUGAUGUUUCAGCAUCCUCAGAGAAUGGAUCUGAUCACAUUUCAGGAUCUGAAGAUUCAGAAGUGGGUUAUCCAGCCAAUACACAUUGCCAAGAUUUGAUUAAAAAAUGGAUUGAAAAUCUUCAGUUCAAGCAUGCAUGUGCUUCAGCUGCUAGAACUAAUGUCAAGAAGUCAAGAAACGCUACAGCACUUCCUGGACAGGAAUCUCCCGAGGAAGAGACAUUUGGCCAGGAGACUGCUGAGGAGAUUGCUGAGAAGGAGACAGAGUCUCUGCACACCUAUUGCUUGAUGAAGAUAAAACACAUCUGCCAAUCCCAAAACGCCCACAAGAAACAAGACCCGUGUCCUACAAACAACUCCAAAAGUUUCAUGACAGAAGACCUGGAAGAUGUUGUCCCACAGCAGCUGCUCAACAGGCUCCAUCUAGAGAACAUGAAAGAGACCUUCAAACAGGUGGCUAAAACUGGAAUGCACCAACCCUCUACUUGUCCUCAUUGUACCACUAAGCGGGCUGAGCUGGCAAAGUGUGAAUUUGUUAGACGGAGAAGGACCAAGCUAGAAGCAUCCUUACUACAAAGCAAAAUGGAGGAGCACCUGUACAGCAAAGACCUGCUGACCUGUAUUGGGGAGAUCCACCAGUCCCUUCCCAGACUUACUGAUGGGAGUAGCACCAUUUGGCAGAGACUGUAUGCUAGCAGUAAGAAGACAUAGCUGGUUUCAAGAGCCUCUGUAAAGGAGGUUACUUUGGGGUGAUUGGCUUUGCUUUAUGACACCUGGAAACUGAGUGUGUGUUUUGCACAUUAUGGACCAUUAGUGUAAAUAAUUAUGACUUUUGAAGUCUGAAGAACAGAUGUGUUGCUAUAUAUUUAUUACACUUUUGUGUUAAGUCUCUUUCCAAAUCUUUGAAAUAAACAGCCGAACUGCA
Molecule: messenger RNA, 1499 nt
Organism: Xenopus tropicalis (tropical clawed frog)
Lineage: Eukaryota; Metazoa; Chordata; Amphibia; Anura; Pipidae
Gene: c8h8orf48
Product: chromosome 8 C8orf48 homolog
Exons: 7
Coding region: 326-1285 (319 amino acids)
Source: RefSeq, a predicted model, not a curated record